GGGCUUGAAUUUCGAAUUAGAGGUUGGAAUCAGUUGAAAAAAAUGGAGAAUUUGUUGCUUGCUAAAGAGCCGGAUCCUUGUGUUUUACGCAUCCUCAAGCAAUACCACACUCAUACAAACGGAAACAAUGUCGGUGACGACGGCAACUAUAAUACAUUUUGUCUUCAUUCUAAAGUCUCGACGCUCCUAUCUAUUCGAAACCGGACGGCGAAUUUCUCUGUCCCAGACGGGAUUCUUGAAUCUUUGAUCAUCAUUGAGAAACUCGACCGCCGGCGAGGCGUUCCCCCCUCCGACGCCUUGCGGGAAGCCUUUUCCGCCGUCGCCGUACACCGCACUCUUUUGUGGUUACACAUCUCGUGGGACGACUACUACGACGGUGUUAGAAGAAUUUGGGGGGAGUUAAUUAAGGAUUUGGAGGUGUCGGGUUCCUCCGGCCUUCUUUCUCCUGGGUUAGCUAAUUGGAGAAAGGAAGUCGAAGCGGCACUAUGGGAUCGAGAGAUCUCUAAGAGGCUGGUACGUAUUAAUACUCUCGACGAAGCGAUGCGUCGUAUUCGGGUUUAUUUGAGGGAGGUCUUCGGUUCAAUAAAUCCCACUGCUGAUGAUGUUGUCUAUGCUCCUGCUUAUACUCCUGCUGAUGGGAACGUGGAUGAUUUUGUCACUGCUUCUGCUGAAGUCACUUCGAGUCAUCAUUGCACUGACAAGGGAAACAUAGACAAUGUUGUCAUUGCUUCUGUUCAAGCCCCCUUGAGUCCUAAUAAUAGCACUGACAAAGGGAAUGCAGGUAAAAUUGUCUCUGCUUUUGCUCAAGUCCCUUUGAAUCAUCAUCAUAGCACUGUCAAAGUGGAUGAUUUUGUCUCUGCUCCUGCUCAAGUCCCUUCGUGUCCUCAUCCUUUCACUGACGAAGGGAAUGUAGGAAAUGCUGUCUCUUCUGCUCAUGACCCAUUGAGUUGUCGUCAUUACAGUGAUGAAGGGAAUGUGGAUAAUGCAGUCUCUGCUUCUGCUCAUGUCCCGUUGUGUCCUCAUCGUAGCACCAACCAAGGGAAUGUGGAUAGUGCUGUCUCUACUUCUGCUCAUGUCCCUUUGAGUCCUCAUCCUUUCACUAAUGAAGGGAAUGAGGAUAAUGUUGUCCAUACUUGUGCUGAACUACCUUUGAGUCCUCACCGUAAUACUGACAAAGGGAAUGUGGAUAAUGUCGCCUCUGCUUCUGAUCAUGUUCUUUCAGGUCCUCAUUUUUGCAAGAAGAAAAUGAACAAGAUCCUAAGGGCAAAUUCUCACACAAAACAUAAGCUACAUUCUUCCUGCAGGCAACAUAAAGGUAUUGUCAUUACUUGCAUGGAGGAGGAUUGGCCUUGCAGAAAAAAUGGUUCCCAAUCUGCAUUGGUUGAUGAAGUAACCGAUUCCCUCUCUAAAGCAUUGGAUGUUGUGGAAACAGUUGCCUCUGACACGGCAACUAAUAAUUUGCAUGCUGCAGGCAUUGUGGAAGACUCCCAUAAGGACAUGGGUGAUCCUACUAAUCUUUGCAUUGAUAAAGGAAAAUAUAAAGUAGAAGAUCCUCUCCCGAAAGCCUUGGAAAUUGCAGAAAGAAAUGUAACAUACGUGGCAGCAGCAAAAAGGCACCCUUCUGAAGGCUCUAAAGGCAAUGGAAACAAGGAACACAGGGCACCUAAUGAUCAUACUGCAGAACCUUCUCAAGCUCGGGAGGAAGCUUUCAAUAGACCCAAGAAAGUGCCUAGGACCAGCUUAAUGGUGAGUAAUGGCGGCAACGGAAACAAGGAACACAGGGCACCUGAUGAGGCUGUUAGAAAAGAGAUUGACAAGAUGGAUGGGAGUGCUCCUGCUCCAUCCGUUGAUCAUACUGCAGAACCUUCUCAAGAUCAGGAAGAAGCUUUCAUUAUGCCCAACAAAUGGGAGGAUUCAGUUGAUGGCUCUUCCGAAGGGAAGGAUAGCUGUUUGAACGAAUGUACUUUACCAAGUCCCAGAACAAAGCAUGUGCCUCCCUUAAACAUUAACGUGCCCAAGAUGUGGGAGAGAAAGAGAAAAGUUAAUAGAUGGACUGACGAGGAAGAAAAGGCUUUGACGGAGGGUGUACGUAGAUAUGGAAACCAAUGGAAAUAUAUUUUAGAAACUAAUAAAGAAAUAUUUAGAAAUAGAUCUGCGAUUGAUCUCAAAGACAAAUGGAGAAAUUUGGUCAAAAGGUGA
Hibiscus syriacus is the source of this 2199-nucleotide messenger RNA. RefSeq lists its product as uncharacterized. The transcript is spliced from 15 exons. The record is from RefSeq and is a predicted model, not a curated record. The coding region runs from base 43 to 2199 and encodes 718 amino acids. Lineage: Eukaryota; Viridiplantae; Streptophyta; Magnoliopsida; Malvales; Malvaceae.